AUGGAAAAUAAUAAACUAUUAUCAGAACCUGAGGGAGUUAAUUUAUAUAAUGCAAAAAUGAAAAAUAUAAGUAAUGAAAAUACAGGUAAUUAUAUGCUUAGUGAGAAUAAUUAUUUUCAAGACACGAAAGUGCAAAUAAAAAAGAAUCUUUUAGAAAGGUCAUCUAAAUUAUGUACCGUAGAAAAUAGAAUUAGAAAUAUAUCAAACGAAGAAAAGUUGAUGACACAAGGAAAUAAUCCUAACAUAUUUGUGGAUUCAUCUAUAGGGUUUAAUAAUAUGUAUAUAAAUAAUGUUCAAUCAACGGGUGUCGAAAAAAGAGAAGUAAAUAAUUUUGAUAUCAAUGAAAAUAAUGUUAGUAGUGAUAAUAAAGAAAAGAGUAUGAAUAUUGUUGAUAAUGAUAAUAAUAAAAAUUGUUAUACUUAUAGAAAUAGUGAUAUGCAUAAAAAUGAUAAUAGUAUUUCUAAUCACAUUGGUAACACUAGUAAUAUGAAUGAUGAAUAUAAAAUGAAGGUAACCAACAAUUAUGAAAGGAGUCAUUCCUCAUCAGAUGAUAAUAAUAAUAAUAAUAAUAAGGGUAAAUUUUAUAAUGAUCAUCAUCUUAACAUAAACAAUCAAAAUUAUUAUAAUAAAAAUAUGAACUCUUUUAAUAAUAUUAAUCCGAAUUACCUUGGAGCAUUAAAUGAAAAUAAAAAUUUCAUGUACACUCAAAAUAUGAAUAUUUCUAAAGAGAAGAAUGACGUUAUGUUGAAUGGAAGUAAUAAAAAAGAAGUUGAUUUUUAUAUAAAUGAAGAAGAACAAGAAAACAUGAUUAAUGAAAUUAUGAGUUAUGAGCAUUUCACAGGUGACAACAACAGCAAUAAUAAUAAUUUUAAUAAUAAUAAUAAUUACAAUAAUAAUAAUAAUAAUAAUAAUAAUGUUAGAAAUAAUUCUGUUCAUAAAAACAAAAAUGAUUGUAAUAAUUUCAUUUGUGUUGAGAAUAAUAAUAUGGGGCAUGUUAAUGAAAAAAUAUCACCUUCUUUAGAUAAUAAAAUGUAUACAUAUAGAGAUACCAUUGAAUAUCAUAAGGAUAUGAAGAAAAGUGGGGUGAACGCUCAUUCUGUUAUAAGUAAAGAAAGUGAUAUUAUUGGAAGUCUUAAAAACAAACUAGAGGAUCAAAAUCUUAUAGAUGAAGAAAAAAAUAUAAAUAAUUCAUUGAAUUCUUGUAUUACAUCAGAUAAUCCAUGGAAUGAUAAUUAUGAAAUGAAACUAGGAAAUAAUAAGUUGAACGAUAUGAAUGAUAGUUCCUCCAUAUCAAAUAAUCUAAAAGAGAACUUAAAAUAUCCAUUUAAUAAUUUUAACAAUUUUAAUGAUAUUAGUAUAAAUGAUAUUUCAAAGAAUGUUGAAAGAGACAUAUUUAUGAAUUCCCAUCAUAAUCAUUUACACAACAAAAAUGGAUCACCUGAUAAUAAUAACAAUAAAAACAAAAGUAAUGAUGAAGAUAACACAAAUGGUAAUAGUAAAAAUAAUAAUAAUAAUAAUGUGAUAGACAAAUAUCAAAAUAAUGAAAAAUGCCUGAACAAAUUGUCGUUAAAUCAUUACAGUGAUCAUUUAAACAAUUUUGAUGAUGAACGAAUGAAAAAAGAAGGAGAAGAAAUAUUAUUAAAUGAUAUGAAUGCAGUAGAAAAUAAAAAUAUGGAUAAUAAUAAUAUAGAAAAAGAAUCUUAUGAAUCCUAUAAUCUUAAAGAAGGGAAUUUAUUUAAAGAAUACAACUUAUCUGCUUUAAAUUGUGUAGACAAUCAUAGAAAUAUAUAUAAUAAAGAAAGUAAUGGUCCUAAUGUAUUAAAUAAUAAUGAGGAAGAACACAUGGAUGUUAGGGUUAUUCUGUCAAAAGGAAAUAAUAAUAUAAAUAGUAACAAUAAUAAUAAUAUAAAUAGUAACAAUAAUAAUAAUAUAAAUAGUAACAAUAAUAAUAAUAUAAAUAGUAACAACAAUAGUACUGUUAAUAAUAUAAGUAAUUGUGAUGAAAUGAAAAAUUAUCUUGUCGAAAGUUCAAAUAUUUUUAAGAAUAUCUCUUCAAAUUCAAAUAGUAAAGAUGAGAAAUAUAUACAAAUGCUUAUGAAGAAUUUUAAUAUAUAUUCAAAUGAUUUAUUAAAUUUUGAUUAUAAAAUAAAUAACGACCAUGAAGAUAAUAAAAAUAAAUACGACAACUUAAAUAAUAUAAUAUUUAAUUCUUAUUAUGAUAAUGAUUUGACAUUAAAUGUGAAUGAUAUGGAUCAAAAUUAUAACAAUAAUUUAUGUAAUAAUAUAAAUGCUGAUAGAAAAAAUAUGAAUGAUAAUGUGUAUUAUAAUAUGGCAUCAUUCUGUCAUGAAACAACACAAGAAGAAAAUGAUGACAAAUAUAAAGGUACUACCAAUCAUUUUGUAAAUGAAAUAAUGAUAGAUAAUGAGAUUAAAGAUAUAACACAUAUAAAUAAUAAUUAUGAUAUACAAAAAAAUGAAUAUAAUAACAAAAAUUGUUCCUAUAAAAUAACAAACAUAGAAGAAAAUAAAAUUGAAAAAAUAAAAAACACAGAGAACUAUUCAAAGAGUGUAAAUAAUCUUACUUGUAUUUAUAAUGAACUUAUAAAAAAUGAAAACCUUGAAGACAUUAAUCAUCAUGUUGAUGAAGAUGAUGACAAAUUUAAAAAAGAUAGUAGCGAGAAAAAUAAUAGUGUGAAUAAUUAUAAUUAUAUGUGUUGUUCUAAAGAAAAUCAGAAUGGUUUUAAAAAAGAGGAACAUGAAGAUUAUAAUAAUAUGAAUAAUGAUUAUAUUGACAAUAUUGUAAGUAAUAAUAAUAAAAAUAAAAAUGAAAUUAAUAAUGAUUGUAUAAUAAAUUAUAGUAAUAGUGGAACAACAAAUGCUAGCUGUAAUAAUAUUGUUGAUGGUAGUAAUAAUGAAAAUAUGCGUAAUAAUAGUAAUGUAGUUAAUAUGUUAAUAGAAGAGAAUUCUCUUUUUAAAGAUAAUGCAUUAAGCCAAAAAAGUUUAGAAAAUGAUAAUAAAAUAAAAAAUUAUGAUUCAAAUGAACAUUUAAUAGAUGAUAAUUUUAAUUUAUUUUUAAAUAAUGAAGAUGUGAAUUGUAAUAAAUUCUUUGCAACAAAUAAUAAAAAUAUGCAUAAUAAUGAAAAGAAAAAUUCUGAUGAAAAUAAUUAUUCUAAUGGAAAAGAUAUUUUCAAUCCUUUGGAAUAUGAUAAAUAUAAUAAUAAAAACGAAAUAUAUAAUUUAAAACAAGAUGAUGUUAAUAGUACUAUCACAAGUAAUGAUAAUAUGUCUAUGUUUUUUAGUACUAAUUCAUUUAGUGGGAAUAAUGAUUCUUUUAUGAAAUAUAUAAAAGGUUUUCUUGAAAAUAAUUAUAUAAAUGAUCAAAAAAAUUAUUUGAAUUUAUUUCAUAAAGGAAAGAAAGAAAAUAUGAACAACACUACUAUGGAUGAUAUAUCAUCAAUGUGUGAUGACAACUAUGUUAACAGUUUGAUGAAUGACAUAUUUAAAAGUAAUAAGCACGAAAAUGAAAAACAAAAUGGAAAACAAAAUGGAAAACAAAAUGAAAAUGAUAAAAAAAAACUAACAAAUAAUGAAAAAAAUAAUAUGAACGUAAAUAUGAAUAAUAUUCAAAGUAGUAAAAAUGAAAUAAGUAAUAAACCAAACCUCAAAACUGACCUAAAUAAUAAUAAUAGUAAUAAUAAUAAAAAUUUUUGUGAUAAUAAGGAAGAACAAUUUGAUACUCUUCAUAAUUUAAAUCAUAUGAACCCUAAAUCUAAUAGUUCCAUCCUAAAUUUAGACAAUUUAAAUGUUGUUUUAAAAAAAAAUGAUAACCCUAUUGAUUAUUAUAAAGUUUUUAAUUCUUUUCAUGAUAUAAAGAAAAAUGAACAUGGACUGAAUACAGAGAAUAAUGAAUUUAAUAAUAAAAGUUUUAUAUAUGAUGAUAUUAAUAAAUCUACAAUGUUUAAUAUGCCCAAAAUAAGAAAUGAUAAUGGUACUAAUAUUAUUAAUGGUUAUAAUAUAAAAAAAGAAGAGGUUACAAAUACAAGUACUUUGAAUUCUUCGAAUGUUCUUAAAUUGAAACACGAUAAUGAUCAUUAUAUUAAUAUGACGAAUGUUAAUAAGUUACCCUUAUUAUAUGAAAAUAAUAAUCAUCUUGAUAAUAUUUCUGAUGAUGAUCAAAAUAAAAGAAAAACAAUAUUAAACACGUUUGAUGAUAUAUAUUCUGUCAAUGAUGAUUCAGUGGAAAAUUCAUUAGGAUUACAUGGAAAAAAACAUAUGAUGACAGGAAAUGAAGAUUUUUUAUAUGUUCCAAAUAAAAUAAAAGAAAUGGUGCCUCAUGAUAAUUUCGACUAUAAUAAUGAACAGUUGAAAAAAGAUGAUAUGUAUAAUUAUGGAAUGAUAAAAAAUAAUACUAUAAAUGAUUUGAAUUUUAUAGAUAAAAUGAAUAGUCCAAAUGUAACAAAUAAAAAUAUGGAUAUAGAAACUACUCUGAAUAAUAAUAAUAAUAAUAAUAAUAAUAAUAAUAGUAAUAGUAAUAAUUAUGUAUAUAAUAUUUCAAUGAAUAAACAACUAUUCGAUGCUCUAAACAAUCAUAAUGAAAAGAUACAUACUUACAACCACAAAAAUAUACAUAAUAAUAAAGAACAAGAAGAUACAGUCUCAACAUUUUGUAAAAAUAAUAUAUUAAAUGAGAAUAAAAAUGAAACUUAUAUGAAUAAUAAACAGUUUAAUAGUAAGCAAGAGCAUAAUGAUAAUAUUAAAAAUUCACAUCAUAAUAAUAAUUUUAAUAGUAAGAAUAUUUCGAAUUUUUUGAAUGAAACUAAUGUACACAAUGUUUUUAAUUCAAAUGAUAAUAUUUUAAAUUAUUUGAAAGAACAAGAAAAUCAAAAUGAAGAAAGAGAAGAACAGCAUAUAUUAUCUCAAAAUAGAAAAAGCAGCCAAGAAAAAAAAAUAAGUUAUAAUAAAUUUCAUAAUUUUGAUUAUGUAAAUAAUUAUGAUUUAUCUAUAUCAUCCAUAAUGAAUAAUAAAGCUAAUAACAAUAAUGAUAUUAAUAGUGUGAACAAAAUGAAUGAUAUCAUAGAAAAAAUAGAUGGACAUAUAAAUAAUAACUAUUAUCAAAAUAAAGAAGGCGAUCAUCAAACAGAAAAGGAUAAAAGAAAGGAAAGAAAUAUAAACGAAUUACAAAAUAACGGUAUGAAUAAUAAUAAUAAUAAUAAUAUGAUUAAUAGUAUACAUUUAAAUAAAUUUGAUGAAAAAAUGAUAGAUCUCAUUCUAAAUAAUGGUAAUAAUAAAUGUACUCAAAAAGGAGAUGAUACUAAAAAUCGUAAAUUUAGUAAUGUAAUAAAUUUAAAUAAUAUUCAUUCAAAUGAUAAUAAUUCUUUAAAUAAUAAUAUUAAUAAUAGUUCUACUAAUUAUAUGUUAUAUGAUGUUUUAUCAGAACAAAAUAAUAAUAAUAUAAAAAACGAUAUACCAAAAAAUGAAAAUUAUAAUAAUGGAUAUUAUAACAAACAAAAUAUAUCUCCUUCUAAUAAUUCAUUGAAUGAUCGUAAUAAUAAUUAUUAUAAAAUGGAUUAUCGUAAUAAAAAAAAUAUUAACGCAAAUCGUAAUCUAACUAUGAACCUACCUAAUAUGAAUAAUAAUAAUAAUAUGAAAAAUUUGCCUAAUGGUAAUUUUGUGAAUAAUGAUAAUGUGAAAAGUUUUUUUAAAACAAACAAUAAUGAUAAUAAUAUUCAUAAUAAUAAUAUUAAUUGUAACAAUAAUCGUAAUAGUAAUAAUUUAAAUGACUAUCCUAUAAUAAUAGAUAAAAAUAAUAUGAACGUAAAAAAGGAGAAUACACAGAAUAAUAGUAAAAAGAUAAUGAUUGAUUUACACAAUAGUAGAAAUAGUGAUCUUAAUUUUAAUGAUAAAAAUUAUAAUUUAAAAAAUUAUUAUAUGCCUAAAGAAACUAUAUAUAAUGAUAUAGAACAUGCAUUAAAUGAUAUAAAAUCAAAAAAUGAAUAUAACACAAUUAAUGAUAAUAAUAAUAAUAAUAAUAAUAAUAUGUAUAGAAUGAAUUCUCCAAAUAUUAUAAAUUAUAACAAUAUCUUAGAAACUGAGAAAAUUAAAAAUAAUAAACAUUAUCAUAAUCAAACACAUCAUAUAAGAAAUUACAAUGAUAUGUCCAUAUCAAACAAUUAUGAUUUUAAAAUGAAAAAUCAUCCUGGUAGUAAUCACAUUAAUAAUAUGGGAAGUAAUAAUAUCAGUAUGUGUAGUAAUAAUAUAAGUGUGGGUAGUAGUAAUCCAAGUAAUUUGAAUCAUAAUAAUAAUAUGAAUACAUUGAAUCAUAUGAACAACAAUCAUAAUAAUAGUAUAAAUACAAUCAAUAAUAUGAAUAAUAACAAAAUGAAUCCACUACGAUCUAUUGAUUAUAAUUAUGCAAAGAGUAUUUCAACUAGAUGUGCUUCAGAUGCUACUAUAGUCGAUACAUAUAAUAUGAAUAACACACAUUUGAAAGUAAAAAAUAAUGGAAAUUUUUCAAAUUUUAUAGAUAAUCCAAAAAUAAUGGAUAAUAUUAAUAAUAAUAUUAAGUGUGUCAAUAAAUUAAAUGAAGAUAGUACUAGUACUAAUAAUGGAUUAAUAGAAAAAUUUAGAGGAAAUGAAAAAAUGAAAUAUGAUAUGAAAAUACAAAAUAAUAAUAGUAAUAAUUUCAAUCAUAAUAAUAAUCAUUAUAAUCUAAUUUAUGAUAAUAUGAAGAGUAGAGACAAAAUGAAUUUUAAAUAUAAAAAUUUUAAUAAUCAUUAUAUGGAAAAUAAAAAUUAUAUUCCUUAUGAUGAAAAAGAUAAAAUAGAUAAAAAUGAGAAUAAUAAAUAUAUGGAUAAAAUGAAUAAUAAUGUUCAUAUGAAAAAUUAUAACAACAAUAAUAGUAGUAAUUACAAUAGUAAUAAUAAUUAUUAUUAUGGUAAUAAUUAUAAUAAUAAUAAUAAUAAUAACAAUUACAACAAUUACAAUAAUAACAAUAAUAACAAUAAUAGCAGUAGUAGUAGUAAUGGUAGUGUAGUGGGAAUGAAAAAUAAUUAUCCAAAUAAUGAUGUUGUGUCAGAUAACUUUUUAGUUAUUAAAAAGUAUACAGCCAAAUAUGAAGUGCAAAUUGAUCCUUUUAAUGGGUUUGAUAUAGCCAAAAGAAUUAUAGGAUUAAAAGGUACUAACAUGAAAAAAAUAUGUAUUGAUACAGAUUGUAAACUUAGAUUAAGAGGUAGAGGUUCUGGUUAUUUAGAAGGCGAAGAAAAAAAAGAAGCAAAUGAAUCAUUACAUCUAUGUGUAUCUUGCCAAAAAUAUGAUCAUUAUGUACUAGCCAAAAAAUUAAUAGAACAAUUAUUAGUUAAAAUUUAUAUGGAUUAUGAUACUUGGUUAUUUAAUCAUGGAAAACCUUAUGCAAACCUAAAACCUAAAACGUAUGAAAAAUUCAUACCAUUAUUUAAAUUCCAACAAAAUUCAAAUCAAAAACAAAAUGUAAACCAAAUUUGA
Messenger RNA from Plasmodium gaboni, 7500 nucleotides. RefSeq lists its product as hypothetical. The coding region runs from base 1 to 7500 and encodes 2499 amino acids. The record is from RefSeq and is a predicted model, not a curated record. Gene Ontology annotation, cellular component: nucleus. NCBI's taxonomy places the organism in Eukaryota, Apicomplexa, Aconoidasida, Haemosporida, Plasmodiidae. Gene Ontology annotation, molecular function: RNA binding. The transcript has a single exon.